UCUGCAACAAAUCAACAAUGGGAGCGGCGCCCGCUCCACCGCGCCGGCGAGAGGAGGGGAGGCCGCCGAUGAGGCCCGCGAGGUCGGCGGCGAGUGUGGCGGCGGACUUCGCUAUGGGCGGCGCGGCCGCCGUGGUGGCCAAGACGGGGGCCGCGCCGGUGGAGCGCGUCAAGCUGCUGCUGCAGAACCAGGGCGAGAUGCUGCGGCGGGGCACCCUGACGCGGCCCUACAAGGGCAUCGCCGACGCCUUCGCCCGCGUCCUCCGCGAGGAGGGCGCCGCCGCGCUCUGGCGCGGCAACCAGGCCAACGUCAUCCGCUACUUCCCCACCCAGGCUUUUAACUUUGCAUUCAGGGGCUACUUUAAAAGCUUCUUUGGCUGCGACAGGGAGAAAGACGGAAAAUGGAAGUGGUUGGCUGGAAAUGUAGCCUCUGGCAGUGCUGCUGGAGCUACAACGUCAUUACUACUAUACCAUCUAGAUUAUGCACGAACAAGGCUAGCUACUGAUGCAGUUGAAUCCCGAGGAAACAAACGCCAGUUCAGGGGACUGCUGGAUGUGUACAAGAGGACACUUACUACUGACGGCGUAUCUGGACUAUAUCGAGGUUUCAGUGUGUCUAUUGUUGGCAUCACCCUGUACCGGGGUCUACAUUUUGGCAUCUAUGACACCAUGAAACCUCUUGUUCUAGUUGGACCAUUGGAGGGGAAUUUCUUUGCCAGCUUCGCCUUGGGCUGGGCAGUAACAACUUUCUCAGGGGCCUGUUCCUAUCCAUUCGACACAGUCCGUCGUAGAAUGAUGUUAACUUCAGGACAACCAUUCAAAUACAGGAAUGGCUUUCAUGCAGUAAAACAGAUCGUUUUAACCGAAGGGUUCUUCACAUUAUUCAGAGGAGUUGGAGCAAAUAUUCUGUCAGGAAUGGCAGGAGCUGGAGUUCUUUCUGGGUAUGACCAGCUCCAACGGUUUGCAAGCCGACAUGGUAAGAAUUUUGACCGCAAGAUGGAAGGGGCAUUGAAAUGAUGUGCGUGUGGAUAUGAGUAUUAUUCAAAUCCAUGGUCGAAGGUUCUAUCAUUCAAAUGGGAUGCAGAAGCAAGAUAAGAACUUCACAAAACCUAGACAACAAAGAGAAUUUCCUUGCUGCUCCAACACGAUUGGCUGCAGAUUGGGUUAUCUAUAUCUAUACAAUUGGCUGUAUGCUGUAGCCAUUGAUGAAAUCAUAUCUUGGUAAUCUUGCAAUCUCCAAAAUGGUUUAGUCUCAAAAACCAGUCAACCCUCGCAAAACCAGAUUGUACAGAUAGAAACAACAGUAGGAUGACCCUAUUACAUUGUAUUAUGGUUAUUGUACAAUGGCCAUUUUCUGACUGAACACUAUUAGGUGGUUUUCCAGGAAUGCUGGUUGUCGCCCUGAUUCUCUUGGUUUCAUGAUUCUUUCAUCUCCUUUGUAAAGCCUGCAAUCAGUGGCCUCCAAAAAAAACUGGUACCACAGAACAGAGAUUUAUAUUGUCCACUUUGCUCCACUUGAUUAGUAAUGUGUAUAUUUUUUGUUUGUAAAACUAGAAAAUGAGAAUUGUUAGCUCUUGUUUUUGAGACUAACUGCCGAUUUAAUGGAAAACAUGUAGAUGUAGUAAUUUGAUAAAGA
Messenger RNA from Panicum virgatum (switchgrass), 1635 nucleotides. RefSeq names its product ADP,ATP carrier protein ER-ANT1-like. Gene Ontology annotation, biological process: mitochondrial ADP transmembrane transport; mitochondrial ATP transmembrane transport. The record is from RefSeq and is a predicted model, not a curated record. NCBI's taxonomy places the organism in Eukaryota, Viridiplantae, Streptophyta, Magnoliopsida, Poales, Poaceae. Gene Ontology annotation, cellular component: mitochondrial inner membrane. The coding region runs from base 18 to 1016 and encodes 332 amino acids. The transcript is spliced from 3 exons. Gene Ontology annotation, molecular function: ATP:ADP antiporter activity.